This is a messenger RNA of Seminavis robusta, 1422 nucleotides long. NCBI's taxonomy places the organism in Eukaryota, Bacillariophyta, Bacillariophyceae, Naviculales, Naviculaceae. The record is from the annotation of a GenBank genome assembly.
AUGGUCCGAAAGUGUGUGUUGAUGGCAACCCUGGUUGCCGUCAUGCAAAUGAUCUUGGUGUCAGCUCAACCAGCCCUUCCCAAUGGCGUUGUGUUGGGCGCCGUGGGUGGCGUAACCCGGACUAGCGCAGUGAUUGGAUUUCGGACACAAUCUGCCUCUCGCGUCCAAGUUGUUUAUCAUGUUUGCAACAACAACCGCCAAUUCAAUACCAACAGCCCCAGCUUGCAGGUGUCAGGACAAACAGUCACCACAAGAAACAAUGACGAUCUCACGGGCAGCAUUCAGUUGAACAACCUAACCCCAGACACACGAUAUUGCUAUCGCAUUCGCGUCGACGGCGCCAUUCAAAAUGUACCCGAUGUCUAUGAGCAAAUGUUCAAAACCUUUCCAUCUUACAGCACGUCGUUUGAGUUUAGUGUUUUCAGUGAUUGCAGCAACAACGGGGAGCAUGACUCUCCAGCCAGAGCUUAUGUAGCAGGUGGACACAUUGGAAAUUAUGAUCCUCUCUUUGCUCUCCAGAUUGGAGACUUUGAUCAUACUGACCCAAUGAGCAUACAGGCCAGCAGAGAAAUGCAUAGGAGAGUUCGAGACACUCGCUAUCAAGCAGGGGCACAGUUUACCGCCCACAUUAUGACCAAGAUGGCACUCUACCACAUUUGGGACGAUCAUGACUACUGUGACAAUGAUAGCGACCGGUUCUGUGUCAACAAGGAAGGAGCCACCAAGGCCUUUCGCGAGUACUUUCCUGGGUAUCCCUAUGCCAAUCCUCAGAAUGGGCUUUGGUAUAGCUUCCGAGCUGGUCCUGCGGAACUGUUCGUUGUGGACACCCGAAGUCGUCGAGAUCCUGGAGCAUGGCCUGAUAUUGCAGGGAAAAGCAUGCUCGAUGGAGGAAACAGUAUUGCCGACGAUCAGAUCACCUGGCUGCUGAAUGGACUUCGGAGUUCCUCAGCGACAUGGAAGAUCAUCGUCAGCAGUACCGGGGCUAACCAAUAUGCCCGUAUCAUGACUACUCAAGACAACUGGACUGCCUACAGAACGGAAGCGGCAAGGAUUCGACAGUUCAUUGAGACCAACAACUUGCGGAACAUUGUCAUGAUUAGCGGGGACAUUCAUACUGGAGGAGGUAUCGAUGAUGGUCGGAACAGCCUCUGGGGAAUUCCCGAGGUAACAGUUCCACACACCAAUCUACAGACUGGUUGGAACAUUCAACAUGUUGGCACAUGGUCUCAUGGCGUUGUGUCUGGAGACAAUUCUCAACGUCGGGGUGAAGGUUUUGUGUCCGUAGCAGUGUCUACCCGGGCCUUGCGUAUCCGGGUCUGCGAUCGAGAUGGACAAGCGAAGCUGACCAUGACAUUGAACGCCAGGGGCAACGUUCGUCGUCGCAGUCAUGGAAGUGAAGGCUUGGAUGAAGUCUUUCCUUGA